Oppiella nova is the source of this 4338-nucleotide messenger RNA. NCBI's taxonomy places the organism in Eukaryota, Metazoa, Arthropoda, Arachnida, Sarcoptiformes, Oppiidae. The record is from the annotation of a GenBank genome assembly.
AUGAGUGUCACCAAUGAGUCGCGGAUCAGAUCGUGGUUUCAGUUCAGCACAAAGUCCUCCAACACGUCCUCUGCCACCGCCAUCACCGCCAACAACAACAACACCAACGGCACCACCAAUGGUGGCAAUGCAGUGAACAACAGGUCCGACAACGACGACAACAACCCGGACCACAACACCACUGCCAACACCACGUCCAGCAAUACACUACUGGAUCGGGUGACCAGUUUUAGGCGAUCUCUUGGAAAGGCUCAGAACAAGAAGCAUAAGAUUAGGUACGCUCGAGCUCUCAGUGCAUACAAUGGGCACAAGCCAGCGUCUGUUAAAGGAUUAACUACUGGUGCAGCUGUUGAACAGCAAUGCAUAGCUAAAAGCAAGAAUAGUCCGGUGCGUAAGGGAUCGUCACCGACAUCAGUGGUUACAAGCGGUGGCUCUGCUAUCAGUGCCAACUGUGAUGACGACGAGAUUUACGGCUUCACGAGCGCUAACUUUGACUCAAGUAAUAGCAGUACUCGAAGGCAACUAAAAUCAAGUUUGGCGUCAAAUGCCUGCAACUCAUCCAACGCUUCCAAUGCGCCCAACAUUAGUGCCUAUGAUCCGGUGCGUAAGGGAUCGUCACCGACAUCAGUGGUUACAAGCGGUGGCUCUGCUAUCAGUGCCAACUGUGAUGACGACGAGAUUUACGGCUUCACGAGCGCUAACUUUGACUCAAGUAAUAACAGUACUCGAAGGCAACUAAAAUCAAGUUUGGCGUCAAAUGCCUGCAACUCAUCCAACGCUUCCAAUGCGCCCAACAUUAGUGCCUAUGAGUCAGAGACUAACAAAUCAGGUCGUGUGAGGAAUGAGGAGAGGGAUAGGGAUGAGAGUGAAGCGAUCACUGCCACUGUUAACACGACUCCCGGAGCUAAGACUGUAUUACAAGACUCGCCGGAAUGGUUUAAAGCUGACAAAGAGUUUGCAUUUUAUAACCAACAAAACCAACUCGAGUCGCGUGAGUCCAUUCAGAACCGGAUCCAGAAGUACUACAAACAGCAAUACUUUCACGACUCGGACGUGAAUUUGCGGCAUUCCUCAGCACAACGCUUGUCAUGGAUUGCACCCAACGGUAGUGAGAUUGAGACGGAAGUGGACAGGAUUUACGAGAAUAUGAGAGACAUAUCGACCGCAUUCACUAACGCUCAGCAGAGGCACUACAAUCACCGCAACUCCACAGCCAAUGCUAACAAUGUAUACGCAAACAGUGCUAACAGUUUGAGUGAUAAUAACAAUACUGUUAACCAUAAUAACCGAAAACUCACAAAAGAUAGCGGCUAUGAGUCGGCCUCCGCUUCCAUAUCCAAUUGGGGGCCAAUCAAUGCAAACAACGCCAACGCCUUACCAAACAAUUAUUUUCACUCCCGUUCCGAUUCCAACGCCUCCUCCGUCUCUAACGGUGGUCUGAGUCCCAGAACUGCCACCAACUCUGCCAAAAGUGCAUAUCAUCAUCAUUGUGAUCAGUGGUCGGCCGCCAAAUCGACGUCUAAUCUCCCACUCCAAGUGCACGUCAGUGGAAGUCGUCGUUCGAGUUUGAGUGGCUCUGGACAUCCAUAUCCUGAACAUAUGAUGAACGCUGGGAAGUCAGUGCUGCCGGCAAAGUCAGUGCCCGGGGGUUUGGAUCGCGAUUCUGAUGACAAUAUAGUGAAAAAGAGAUCUCAUAAUCGAAAUAAUCCGACGCCAUCUUCGGUGUACAGCCUAUUGGCGUCCAAAUCGGGUCUAGACUUCGCACCCGUACUCAAGUCUAACCGCAAGUCCUGUGGUCCCAGUUUUGCCGAGAACUCAAUCGUCUCAAAAUAUAAUGAACGCCUUUUCUCAAAGAAUGCCGAAUCAAACACUUCUCAGUUCUGGAAAUCUCGCGACAGGAAUGUGAUGGCAUCGUAUGGACAGUACGAUACCGACGACUCUCCGCCGCCAACACCUCCCGUCCGAGACUCGAGUUUAUCGUCAAAUCGUAAAUUGAUUUGCGAACCAAAAGAUAACGAGUCACAAAACAAACUAAUGACCGAUUCUUUGGGCAAAGGGGUCAACGAUUGUCAUUACUAUAAGAAUAAUAACUCGCAAUACUAUAUGAAGGGCUAUUCGGAGAGUAGGGUCAGUCAUAUCGGGUGCUCUAAAAGUCUCAUAAAUCUCAGAUCAAAAUACGACGACAGCUCUGAUUUGAAGCAAUUCAGUCAAACUUAUCCAUUGCUUCCCGAAACCGAAUUCAACGACAAGUCAUCGCAAAUGCAAGAGUCGUGGUCUUGUGAUCAGUCGGUUACCUCCGGAGUUACAUCACUGGUCACCACUUCUGACUAUUUCACUGCCUCUUCAUCGGUGAUCACACACUCGCCCUCUUUGUCUUCAUUGAGCACAACGGCCACCAAUACGACGACCGCUUCUUAUAAUAACAGUCGAAACAGUAUCGCAUCGACAGGCAGUUCAUCACAAAUCGCCAAAAGCUCUAAAGUAGUCCAACCGAAGAGGGAGUCCGCGAGUGUUCUCUACUAUGAAAAGUCCGGUUCGCCGUCUAAUAUGUCUCAACACAUCUCAAAAUCAGAAGUUCCUCCGCCGCCGCCACCCAAACUCCAUUUGGGUGACUCUCACGACAAGGACAUACCUGUCCGCACAUCCAUCCCAGGGGCACCUAAUAUGGUGUCCACUUCGCGCACUAUCGAGACCUCAAAGUCUCACAGAGCUUCUGACCCGGAGAUCAAAGCUAUUCAAAAGCGUGCGGUCUAUCAGUUUUACUUAAAGCAAAAACAAAAGGGAAUACAAGAAAAUAGUAGUAAUAAUAAUAAUAAUAAUAUCAAUGAUACUAAUAAUAGUAAUAAUAAUAACUCAAGUGUUAACAGCAAUACACCGCUCACUGCUUCUACUAUUGAGGAUAACAGUCAGAUCCCUUCGCGCAAAGUACAACUGGUUGUCCACGAAAACAUCUACGAGAAUAGUAGUGCUCAGUGUAUGUCCCCACAGCCAUCCCUGCCAUCGCCUCCGCUUCCACCGCCACCGCAGCAAACGGUGGCGGACAUUGAGUUUGACGGUGAGCUCCCACUGCCGCCGCCGCCAACAGCACACGAGUGCGACCCCAAAAGUGCCACAACUCUAAGCCAUUCAAACUCGCAUAACAUUGAUAUCUGUGAUCCAUUUGUUGUGUCCAAUGGCAAACCAAUGGGACGCUCACCCUCUCCGCCAAAAGACAAGUCACUUCCGGCUCCAAAUGCCAGACCCGCAGAGGUUUGGCAGAAGUCAGAGAUUGCCACUCAAACAACGGAGACAUUGCGUCGACACAGCAGUGCGUCGGCUAAAGACAUGACAAUACAUGAACACAAGCCGUCACUGGAAACAAGUGAACCGAUGUAUGAGAACUCAGUUUCGGUGCCAAUAAAUGAGACGACAACUGCUGGUGAACAACAACAGCAACAACAGAGCGGAACCAAUAAAUCGAUGGAAUCGGUUGAAUCAGUGGUUCCCUGGGCUUACUGUAAGCUAUGGCCAAAUGAGAAAUGUGUGAAAACAGCAGAUUAUGAGAGCGACAGUAGCUAUAUAUCAGUGCAAACGUCGUCGCCUAUAGUAGCGGCUAAUACUUUCAUUGGGGAUAUCGGUGUCGGACUCGCUAAUGAAGAGUUAUUGACCAAUAAAUCGGAUUUAAUCUCAAGACUGAACAGAAAAUUGGAUGUUCUUCGGAUUGAAGAGAUGGCAUUAACACAAGACGUGAACUCUAAUGAGAUAUUAGGACAGCACGUGAGGACCAAACUGAAAGCGCUAGGACUCACGGAACAGGAGUCUGAGAAAAUGAAUUUGCAUUGUGAAGAGAUCGAGAAAGUGACUCGACUUCUACUCUCCAUCAGCGCUCGGCUCCAACUCAUCGAUACACAGAUCCAUGAAAAGAGGCGUCAAAAAUGUUUGGCUAAUGAAAGCCAUGAAAGCAAACACAACUCAAUCGACAACUCAAUGGCUUUCGAGUCAACACUACAGACACAGACAUUCACUCAAAAUGAUUUACAACAGAUUAGAGACAAACAGAGCAAACAAAACGCCUUUUCAUCCCAUAAUUUGUUUGAUGAGAUGCAGUCAUUAGUUUGCAAACGACAGAAACUAUUGGAUCAGUUGCAAGAAGCUCUUCAGCUUCGCGUCUGUAUUGAUCAGCGAAACCAAUCGAUCGAAGAGAAGAUAAUCAGAAAAUAUUUUAAAGACAAUUUCGAAAAUCUCAAUGAAUUUCUAGAGUUUAUCAAAUUGAAAUCAAAACUCAUUGUAAACAUACGUGAAGUGAAGGAUCAGAUCCUAAUGGGAGAGAAGCAUCUCUGCGCCCUUCGAGCCUCUUAA